Molecule: messenger RNA, 1875 nt
Organism: Cottoperca gobio
Lineage: Eukaryota; Metazoa; Chordata; Actinopteri; Perciformes; Bovichtidae
Gene: kptn
Product: kaptin (actin binding protein)
Exons: 12
Coding region: 377-1690 (437 amino acids)
Biological process (GO): actin filament organization; cellular response to amino acid starvation; negative regulation of TORC1 signaling
Cellular component (GO): KICSTOR complex; lamellipodium; actin cytoskeleton
Molecular function (GO): actin filament binding
Source: RefSeq, a predicted model, not a curated record
UUUUGUUCUCUUCGCUGGAUCGUUUAUGAGAACUAAGUGCUAUAUAUCCAACAGUCUUGAACGCACCUCCUCCCAACCCGGAUGUUUUGCUUCAUGUACUGUCGGCGAGGCUAUUUACAAUCAGGCAGAAGCACACCAGACCAUAAACUGUAAAUGUAUGUCUUCAAAGUAUAACAAAUAAAAGAUAAUUAGCAUGAGCUAAUCAUCUAAGUGACGAGAGUGUUAGCUAUAUUUAGAAAAUUCAUUUUCUCAUUUGAGCUAAUUUGAAAUUCAACUUGAAUGGAGUUGGAGAAGACUGCAGCCAGUAAACAACCAUCGACAGUCUUCAUUCUUGACUUUUCUGAUCAAAUCAGUGAGUUCAGUUUCACGUAGCAGGAUGCUUCGAGAGUCGUAUCCCUUCGUGGAGGACAGCUUCAGCCGCUUCCCGUCGCAGAGCAACAUCUACGGGCUGUGUCAGGCCGGGGAGCAGGAGCUGUUAGCGGCUACUCUCAAAGGGAAGGUGGUGUGUUUCAGAUACCAGGAGCUGCAGCACAAAAUCAGACCUGUGGCCAAGGAGGUUCAGUUCACCUACAUCCCAGUCGAUGCAGAGAUUGUGUCAAUCGAUGCUUUUAACAAGUCUCCACCCAAAAGAGGCCUGGUGGUGGGCAUCACAUUCGUAAAGGACUCUGGUGACAAAGCCACUCCGUUCCUGAACAUCUACUGUGACUACGAGCCUGGCUCAGAGUUCAAUCUGGAGUCCAUUGCACAGAGUUGUCUGAAUCUGGAGUUGCAGUUCACGCCCUUCCAUCUCUACCACACGGAAGUGCAGAGCGACGAUGGAGGCAGGGAGACGGUGUUUCUGCUGAGCGGUCAUGAUCAGAGGAUCCACCUGUACAAGGAGAACGCCUCCCUCCACCAGUUUGAAGAGCAGCCGGUGGAGAGACUCUUCCCUGAACUACAACAACUGCCCAGCAAUGUGCUAUGGUUGGACAUGUUGAGUAUAGAUGGUGGCCAGCGACUCUCUGCGUUUGGCUGUCAGAACGGCUGUGUUGGACUGGCUCAGGUCAACCAGACAGAACCAGAGGUGUUGCAGAGUUGGAUGUUCCAGUUCGACAGUCCAAUCUCUUCUGUGCUGCUGUUCCCUCUGAGCUACCAAACUGAGAGUGGAGAGAACGGUGUGGAAAUGGUAGGCUACAACCUUCUGGUCACCAGUUCUAUAGAGAUGGCAGUUGUCUACAGAGAUGUCCAGGAGCGAGGCUUGUCUCACUCAGUGUGCCUCUCAGAGAGCGACCAGUGGGAUGCAGUACUUUGUGCUCUGGUCAUUGACCUGGAUUUUGACGGGCAGAAGGAGGUGCUGUUGGGAACAUAUGGGCAGGAACUUCUCUGUUACAAAUUCCAGCCGGCAGGGAGAGGACGAGAUGGACAGUUUAAGCUGCAGUGGAGGCGGAGCUUCAAGAGUCCUUUGCUGUCCAUCAUCUAUUUAGACUUGACCGGCGACGGUUUGAGAGAGCUGGCUGUCCUCACACUAAAGGGACUGCAUAUCUUACAGCAUACUCUCCCCAGGACUGCUGAUUUGGUCCUUGAGCGGCUCUCCCUGAAGGUGUCAGCACUCACAGCUGGCUCUGAGCUGGACUCAGCCAAAGAGCAAGACACUGAAGAGAAAGAUGCUCCAGCUCGGAAAGGGGGGUGUACAGCUCAGACACCAACUUAGGAAAAACGGAGCAUUUUGUUUCCAUGUGUAAGUCCUGAAGGUACAGACUGAAAUUAUUAACAGGUGGAACGUGAAGGAUGUUCUCAGGGAUGUGCAUUCCUGAACAGUUAUUUUUAGUUGUGAUGACAGGCACUAGUGUACAGUCAUUUGCAGAUAAUAAAUCACAUUUGGGUCUUUAAACUCUC